UCCGCACCUACUAAUAAUCUUACAACUAGAAAAAAAAAACAACAACCCAGAGACACCAACUGAAUAUUACAGCGAACAUGUUCCAGGGCGGUUUGCGGCGGCACGGCUCGUAACCUACAGUACGCUAGCAGAACCACCAUGGUCCAGGGCGGCAGCGUGAGCGUCAGCAAAGAGGGUAACCCAUCACGCCGCUGAAAGCUGCUAAAAUGCAGGUGCUGGUGUGCCUGGUCUGCCUCUACGCCCUGUCUGUGAUCCAGCCCAGGCCCUGCUCAGUCUCAGCCUCUGCUUUCCGACAUCAUGCGUCCUGCAUGCUGGACCAGAGCACUGCUUGGUACAGUGGCUGCAACUUGGUGUCCGUACCUACCGAUCUUCCAGAGAACUUACAGAAGCUGCACCUCGACCGGAAUCACAUCCGAUUGCUGUGGAAUUCUUCGCUGACACGCUACACUCAUCUGCAGACACUCAGCUGCACUCAUAACACAAUGGAGACCAUACAAGCGGGGGUCUUUUCCAGCACACCUCGGCUAGAAAGCCUCAGUCUAGCGAGCAACCUCCUUCAUUCCAACUACCACGAGCUGGGCCGAGCUCUACGGUUCCUGCCAGCUUUGAAAAGCUUGGACCUAUCAGAAAACCUGUUGGCCGAAGACAUGGUCUCUUCCAUCCUUCAGAACCUCACAACCUUGGAGUCCCUGACCCUGUCUGGCAACCUUCUCAUGAGGCUAGACACGUCUAUCUUCAGUGGGCUUCACCAACUGCAAGAGCUCAACCUGGAGAGGAACAUGCUUUACGAGAUCGAAGAUGGUGCUUUUGGAAACUUAAAGAAGCUCCGAAGGCUCAAUGUGGCCUUCAACCACCUCCCCUGCAUUGUGGACUUUCACCUUACCCAGCUGGAGGUUCUCAAUGCCAGCCACAAUGUCAUUGAGUGGUUUCUCUCCUACCAGCACCAAGAACAGGAGUUUCAACUAGAAACAUUGGAUCUCUCAGACAACAAGAUGUUCUUCUUUCCUCUCUUGCCAAACCGCAGUCGUAUUCGGACUUUGCUGUUGGCAGAAAACCAAAUAAAUUUUUAUGGGCGGCAACUGGACAACAGCUCUUCUGGGCAGCCCGCUGUGGUCCAGUUUGUCAACCUAGACGGGAGUGUUAGAAACAUCACGGCCACAUAUCUGUGGGAUGAAACUCUCCACAGUGACGUCUCGUCCUUGGAACUUCUUGACAUGAGUGAAAACAGUCUCCGUUACCUGCCCCAAGGUUUUCUGAGCAGAAUGACCUCCCUGUCGAGGCUUAGGUUGGCCCACAACUGCCUGGAAUCCAUGUACUUGGCGCCAGUGGAGAUCCCAGAUUCUCUUAUGGAGCUGGACUUGAGCCACAACCUACUUUCAGAACUGCAACUCAAUCGAAGCUUUGGUAAUCUGCUGCCCAAUUUGAAGUUUUUCAAUCUGAGCUCCAAUGACCUGCAGCAGAUCCCUUCAUGGACGUUCAGUGCAUUGCAGAACAUUGCCUCUAUAGAUCUGAGUUCUAACAAAAUUGAGAUCUGCUCAUCGCAAGGUGACUCACACUGCGUGGUUUUGAGCAGCAUUUUCUCUCUUCGCCAUCUCUAUUUGUCAGACUGUGACCUACAGAUGAUAUCUCCACAGGCUUUGGAGGGAUCAUCCAUUACCCAUUUGGAACUAUCAAAAAACCCCAGGUUCAUUGUGAGGAGCACUACUUUUCUAAGCCUUAGCAGGACUUUGGAGCACUUAGGUCUUGGGAACACCAACCUUUCUGACAUGGACUUUUCCCCAUUCCAAAGCCUAAGGUCUUUAGACAUCUCUGGGAAUGCCUUAAAUCAGCUCCCCACUUCACUUCUGGGUCUAUCCCUGAGGACAUUGAAUUUGAGGGACAACAAGCUGUCCACCAUUCCUCCUGGUCAAGCAAGGGUCUUGGGCCAGAAGAUACAGUCUCUGCUUCUUGGGGGGAACCUGUUCAAUUGUUGCCAGCUGGACUGGUGGACUAUUUUUAGGGAAAUGGACAAUGUGAGGAUUGAAGACCAAGCUGAAGUGAAGUGCCACCUGUCUACUUUGGUGGACCAUAUUUCUCAGAUGAAACAAUUGGCAAGCACACACUGUAGAAAGAAGGCUGAAAUGAUUUGGCCCUAUAUCCUGCUCUUCCUGCCAUUGUGCCUCAUUCUUCUAGGGCUCUGCUUGGUGUUCAUCCUGUCCUUCAACCCCAAACUGAUUCCCAGAUUUAUAAAACAAAGAUGCAGAAGGUCAACUUCAUACUAGUAGCACUGAACAAGCAUUACAUUUUUAAAAGGAAUAACGAAUAAAGCUACCAUAUGUGA
Molecule: messenger RNA, 2320 nt
Organism: Acipenser ruthenus (sterlet)
Lineage: Eukaryota; Metazoa; Chordata; Actinopteri; Acipenseriformes; Acipenseridae
Gene: nrros
Product: negative regulator of reactive oxygen species
Exons: 3
Coding region: 207-2261 (684 amino acids)
Cellular component (GO): extracellular matrix
Molecular function (GO): protein binding
Source: RefSeq, a predicted model, not a curated record